Molecule: messenger RNA, 2510 nt
Organism: Blastomyces gilchristii SLH14081
Lineage: Eukaryota; Fungi; Ascomycota; Eurotiomycetes; Onygenales; Ajellomycetaceae
Exons: 2
Coding region: 145-2166 (673 amino acids)
Source: RefSeq, a predicted model, not a curated record
CUCUGACUGACUUCCUCAUACCUACCUGGUCUCGUCCUAUUUCCUCAUCUCCUCCGUAUCCCUCUCUUCCCUCUCCCCCCCCCCCCCCUCUCUCCAUCCUCCAUCCACCUAUCUAUCUAUCUACCUUACCCAUCCCCACCAACCAUGUCGCUCAAAGCCGUCUACGAGCGGUUCUUGGCCGAUCCAACGGCCGCGUCUCUCUCCGCCGAUGCUGCGCUACACUACAUAUCCACCACGACCACUUUCUCCCACCCAGAACCCAUCGUCAAACAUCUCAUCACCCAGUCCCGCGCUCUCAGAAAGAAAACAGAGAAGAUCGUCCACGCAGUCGAGGGUGCCCGUUCGCUAUGCUUGGACGUCGAGACUUCGCUGGAGUUUAUAUCUGGGGGAGGGGCCUAUCUGCUGGAGCUGGAUGAUAAUUUCCUUGUCGAUCGCGUCGUCACGGUGCCAAUAGUCCACAUCGUCCAUUUUAAUAGCAACGAUAGGAUUACACAAAUCCGACUGUACUGGGACCAAGGAGCGCUUCUCAAGCAGCUUGAGGUCAUCGACGCGGACAGCCGCAAUUGGCCAAUCCGCUACACUACUGAACAGUCGCGUCUCGUCAACUCCUCCAUCUCCGCUGCGGCCAAAAGCUCCACUUCCAUUUCGUCGCCGGCGUCUCUGCCAGAAAAGCGAUCGAUUACUACUGCCGCGUCAAACGCGUCAUUUGGAUCAAUCUCGUCCCCCAGCAAGAGAAUCACCAAAGAUCCGCAUACUUCAUUGUCGCUUUUCGAACCCCGUUCUCCUCCACCGGAAGAACGGCCCGUGUCAGGCGCUUCGCGCGGGUCUGCCAAACCUCCUCCUCGCGAUUUAGGUGAAUUGCUUGUUGGGUCCGAUGCUGAGUCCACACCUACGAGAAAAUUCUCGCGGCCUGUAAGGAAUGAUGACGUUAUCGCGUCCAAAGGAGGGGGGGGAGAUAUGUAUAGGCCAUCGCGGUUGUUUGUGGAUGAAGAUGAAGGGAAACGAGUAGAGCAAGAGGAUAAAAAAACAGUAGUUAAGAAAACUCACUCAUCGAAAUACAGCCAUUUCGAGUUCGGAGAGACUCCUCAUCCUAGACCCACGACGAAACCACAGGCCCCAGGCCACUUUGAAUUUGGCGAGGCUGAACCACCCAAACUGAGGCAAGAAAAACCAAGGCAGGAGAAUCAUUUUGAGUUUGGCGAAGCGGACCAGAAGAGUGUACAGAACAACCUCCCUAUCCGCCCCCACGCAAAGAAACACCUGUCCCAGUGGGAUUUCGAGGACUUUGCCACUCCUGAAAAACCGCGACAGAAACUCCAGCCGCAGAACGUGCGACAUUUCGGCUGGAGCGACGAUGAGGGGGAUGCUGCAGAUAGUCCACCUAAGCAACGUCGAGCCCCGCAACCACGGCGCGAUGCAGAAACGCAUUUUGAGCUCCGUGACGAUGAAGCGCCUAACGCACGCGAGCUGAACCAGCCGAUCAAUCCCAGGGGCAACGCACAUAACAAAGGCCUGGGUCUGUACGAAAAUAAUAUCUUCGAGGACGCCGAUGCACCUAUCGCCAACAAGAAACAGCAACAACAAGGACAGGGGCAACAGGGGCAGGCGCCCUUCAAGGUCCCCGGCGCUGCACAUAACAAAGGUCUAGGCCUGUAUCAAAACAACAUCUACGGAGAUUCAGACACGCGCGUCCCAGGCCCCGGUAGCGGUGCUGCUGAGGGUGGUACUGAUGAGGCACCGGUGCGACCUGCGUCUAACAUUUCUGCAAAUGCCGCUCAUCGGCGUAAGGAUUUUGAUAGCCAUUGGACGAUGGUGGACGGUGGUGCGGAUGAUUCGAAUUCUAUGGAGAAAGGGGGGGAGAAGAAGGUGAAUAAUGGUAACAAUAAUACAAAUAAUGAUCAUGAUAGUAAUGGCAGCGGUGAUGCCAAUGGGAAGAAGAGCGAUGAGAAUGGGAAUCCACCCGCAAAUGAUGAUGGUGGUGGUCAGAAGAAGGCUGUGAAGCCGAUCCAUUCGAGCUCGGAUGCGUUUGUGGCGGAGGAGGCGGAGGUAGAGAAGAAGGUGAAGGCCAAGCCAGCGUCGUCUGUGGGUUCAGGCGUGGGUGAGAAGAGGAUCAGUCGGAGUGUUCAUCAGAGGAAUUGGAGCUUUGGAGAUGAUGAAGGGUUUUAGUAUGAGAGUUUCUCAAUGAGAUUGUGAAAAGAGAGAGAGAGAGAGAGAGAGAGAGAGAGCAAGAGACAGAGUCUGUAUUAAGUGAGUUGAUUGAUUGAUUGAUUGAUAUAUUAUUCUCAUUCUCUCUCUCUCUGUGCUUUUAUAUUGAUAUUGUAAGAUUGAUUUUACCUCUUCUUUUCUCUUUUUUUUUUUUUUUUCUAACUAUUAUAACAUUUUUUUCUCUUUUUUUUUACAUUUUCAAUUAUAUUUUUUUCUUCUUCUAACGUGAUCAAUCACUCAAUGCCUGGUUACACUCAACGCCUGCUUAAUCUUCAUUUUUUCAUUCAUUUUCAAACACUUACAAC